This is a messenger RNA of Plasmopara halstedii, 1536 nucleotides long. RefSeq lists its product as uncharacterized. NCBI's taxonomy places the organism in Eukaryota, Oomycota, Peronosporomycetes, Peronosporales, Peronosporaceae. The transcript has a single exon. Bases 1 to 1536 code for a protein of 511 amino acids. The record is from RefSeq and is a predicted model, not a curated record.
AUGCGUCAUACUUCGGAAAGUUCGGCACCGGUCGCUGCUGCAGUGCUUGGGACUUCAGUGUCGUCGUCGAAUCAGUCGAUGGUGUGGAGCAAGGUGCGGCUUUCGGACAGCGACUUGUUUGCGCGGGUUCAACGCGUUGAAGUUCCUGAAAGGUUUGUGGACUUACGGCGUCUGUCUUCAAAAAGAGGUUGGAAACAUGUUCGAAUGGGCAAUAUGGACAUGCAGUUUCGAGAAGUCCAUGCUUCGAUCAAUGUCCCUCCGUUUCAGACACGGCAGUGUCAAGUGGUUGUUGGAGGUGAGAUCAAAGCGAAUUUGUCAGACUUAUUAUCGCUACUGCGAUGUCCAACCGAGAGUGAAAGCAACUCGGCAUUUCGAGAUUUAUAUGGCUCUCAAUUCAUUUACAGUUCGCUGGUACAUGCUGUCCCUUGUAUGGAACGAGAAUCACAACCGGCUUCUGCAACUCCUGGCCAACAACUCACAGUUCGUACCGUAUGUUUUGUACACAAACGACGGCUCCAAUCUUUUCUAUCGCGAAGAUCCGUUGGUCCAACUUUGUCGGAAUCCGGAACUUCAAACCAUUCACAACACCACGCUGAGCACAAGAACGAGCAGUGUUGCUUCAUUGAACUAUUAACGCCUACGCAAAAAGGAAUUCAACUAGCUUUUUGUACUUUAGAUGCAGCGGAAGUAUUGGCGGGCAAAGCGCCAACUGAGUGUGUUGUCGCACUGCAUCCGAUUUCCGGCUGGUUACUUGCUGGGCCAAAUCCUGAUAACCCAGAAAAACUUCAAAUCACCUAUCAGGCUGCGUUUUCGGGAAAUCUUCCCGGAAAUUGUGACUUAAAUACAGCUCGAACCCGACUCUUAAGCAUCGGCAAGAGGAUCUGUCGAUUGGAAAAGAUCCUUCGACGUCGCCGUCGCUUAUAUCGCCAGCAACAUAUUGCCCCCGGAAGACUCUGGCAAGCAAUUUUAAAUCCUUUUCGAAAUAUUGGGCUGGCUGGCUCAGACCAAAGAAACUCAAAAGGGACUCAUCACAAUUGGCACUGCAUUGCGUGCACACAAUCGUUUCUUCCCACAAUACGCAAAAACUGGAGUCGCUGUGACUUGUGUGCGUACCGAAUUUGUACGAAACCACCGUGUUGUACGCAAGAACGAGUCGCUAUUUAUAAUCGCUAUGUCGCACCAUUACUUGUAUGCGCUCGAUGCCGAGAAUGUAUCGGUGAGCGCGAAAGUCUGAACCGCGGCGACGGAAAUCCCGUGGUUAGCACAGGUGAAGACUGUCGCUACAUUGGAAUUAGUCUACAAUUCAAGGGUCCAGAGAGUGAACUCGAACCGGAAUUAGAGCUGGAUCCGUCAGGACGGAGCGUCGAUCGUUGGGGAUCGAUUCAUACGUCCAGGAGAUCGAGUACUGCAAUGCGAAGAAUGCGUAGAGCUUAUUCGGACCCGCCACCCCUUCUUGGUUUGGCCUUGUCGAGCUCUGGAGAAGAAAAUAGAUCUUCAGCAGCUGAAAUUGUAAUGGAUGUGAUUACGAAAAACUAA